Molecule: messenger RNA, 2412 nt
Organism: Rubroshorea leprosula
Lineage: Eukaryota; Viridiplantae; Streptophyta; Magnoliopsida; Malvales; Dipterocarpaceae
Source: the annotation of a GenBank genome assembly
GAGACUCGAACGUGUCUUCUCGAGGUUUCCAGUUUUCCCCAGGGAAAGAUUCUCUGGGAUUUCUCAUUUCUCCACUUUCCCGGUAUCCAAACGCAAUUACGAACACAGGGAAGGUGCUUUCUUCGAAAUUAAGCAGAUCUGGAUCGGCAAUCGGAGAACCGCUGUGCGGACAGAGAGAGCUCGCGGGAGCCGGUGAUGGCGGCGUCACCUAAACAUCGCGAGAGCCACUCGUCUCGUUCUUCCUUUUCUGGAGAAGUUCCGGACAGAAUCGAGAAAGAAAUCAUCAGCGAUGUCAGAGAGCUGGACACUAGCACCCAGGCUACUGGGGAUUAUGUUGCUGCUGGUAGCGGUCCAGUGGAUAACGGUGACGCCGAAUCUUCGGGCACUAACCAUGUAAGCUCCUCUGAGGCAAAGACUUCUCCCAUGGACAUUUCUAAUACUGGCAAAUUAUCUUCAAGCCAGCGUAAGUUGGAGAAAUCAAAAACACAGAAUCAGAGACAUUGUAAUGUUCUCACUAAAGAGGCAGCUCAAAUUUUUGAUGAUAAAAUACCUGAUCAACAGAAGCUGAAAUUGUUGAACAGAAUAGCUACUGUGAAACAUGAUGGAACAGUGGAACUUGAAGUUCCAGGAGAUGUUGAGCCCCAAGCUCUUGAUGUUGGAUCGAGAGAUGCAUAUAAUGAAGUUGUAGAAGAUGAAGAUCUUGAUACAGACUUUCAGCACAUACAGCCAUUGCAAAUAGUAAUACUAAUUGUGGGCACACGUGGAGAUGUACAGCCAUUUGUUGCAAUUGGAAAACGUCUUCAGGAUUAUGGCCAUCGUGUUAGACUGGCAACUCAUUCAAAUUUCAAAGAGUUUGUCUUGACGGCUGGGUUGGAGUUUUAUCCCCUAGGAGGAGAUCCAAAAGUUCUUGCUGGUUAUAUGGUAAAAAAUAAAGGCUUCUUGCCUUCAGGCCCUUCUGAAAUACCUGUUCAGCGAAAUCAGAUAAAGGACAUUAUAUCAUCUUUGCUUCCAGCUUGCAAUGAACCAGAUCCUGAUUCCCAUGUCGCUUUUAAGGCAGAUGCAAUCAUUGCAAAUCCUCCAGCAUAUGGGCAUGUCCACGUGGCAGAGGCGCUAAAAGUACCACUUCAUAUAUUUUUCACAAUGCCAUGGACGCCUACUAGUGAGUUUCCACACCCUCUGUCCCAUGUCAAGCAGUCAGCUGGAUAUCGACUUUCAUAUCAAAUAGUUAACUCCUUGAUUUGGCUUGGAAUACGUGACAUGAUUAAUGAUCUUAGAAAGAAAAAGCUGAAGCUUCGGCCCGUCACAUAUUUAAGUGGUUCCCAAGGCUCUGAUUCUGAGGUUCCACAUGGCUAUAUAUGGAGUCCUCACCUUGUUCCUAAACCAAAAGAUUGGGGACCUAAGGUUGAUGUAGUGGGAUUUUGCUUCCUUGAUCUUGCAUCAAAUUAUGAGCCCCCCGAAUCACUUGUUAAGUGGCUUGAAGCUGGGUCAAAGCCUAUAUAUAUUGGAUUUGGCAGCCUUCCGGUUCAAGAGCCAGAAAAAAUGACCCAAAUAAUUGUGGAGGCAUUGGAAAAAACUGAACAAAGGGGUAUCAUUAACAAAGGCUGGGGUGGCCUUGGUAACUUGGCAGAACCUAAGGACUUCAUUUACUUAUUGGACAACUGCCCCCAUGAUUGGCUAUUCUUGCAAUGCAAGGCAGUGGUUCAUCAUGGAGGUGCUGGAACAACAGCUGCUGGCCUUAAGGCUGCGUGUCCAACAACUAUUGUACCUUUCUUUGGUGACCAACCUUUCUGGGGAGAGCAAGUGCACGCAAGAGGACUAGGACCUCCACCCAUACCUGUUGAUGAAUUCUCACUUCAGAAAUUAAUUGAUGCAAUAAAAUUCAUGUUGAGACCUCAGGUGAAAGAGCAGGCAGUUGAACUUGCCAAGGCAAUGGAGAAGGAGGAUGGGGUAAGCGGGGCAGUGAAAGCAUUCUUUAAGCAUCUACCUCGCAAGCAUCUACCUCACAAGAACCCGGAGCCUGAACCAUCCCCAGAACCAUCCCCUUUUUUCUCCAUCAGAAGAUGCUUUGGUUGUUCCUGAAUCUGUUUUUUGGCCAAUGGUAGUUCCCGAAUCUGUGUAGGAAUUUAUUUCUUUUGGCCAAUAUUUUUGUUCAGCUGCACCAUUUGCAGUGUCGUGAUAGUGCAUUCCCUGCUAAUCCAAACUAUUAUUUAUCUCUUACGUGAAAUCCUGCUUGGUGGAUUCUCAUCCCGCGUCCAGAAAUGUAAUCCUCUAUAGUUCUUUCCAGUCAAUCAGCAAUCAGUGUAAUACGUGAGUUUUUUUUUUUCUUCCCUAAAAGUAAAAGGUAAAGCUCAUUAUUUUAUUUUUUCAUUCCAUUCCUUUUGUUUGAUUUAAGCAUAAACAUUAUGCCGAUUG